AUGGCAGAGGUUGGUUUGAGUGUACUAGGAAAGAUUGCAGAGUUGCUGAUGGAGCCAAUUCAACGAGAACUUGGCUAUCUCUUCUGUUUCAACAAUAACUUUCAAGAGCUCCAAACUCAACUAGAAAAACUAAUAGCAAUGAAAAACGAUGUACAAGCAAGGGAAGAUGCAGAAAUAAGGAAGCGGAACACCCUGGGUGAAUCCGUCAAGUUGUGGAUUGUGAAUGCAGAUGGAAUAGUUGUAGAAACAGAGAGCCUUCUCAAUGAGAAGGCCGAGGUUCAGAAAGGGUGUUUCUCUAUCAAAUGGUGUCCUAAUAUAAUCUUGCGCUUUUCUUUGGGCAGGAAGGGGAAGAAGUUAUCUCUCGUUCUCAUCGAGCUUCUUCAAUCCGGUGGUGAGUUGCCACACACGGGUCACGUCUUAACCAUGCCACCCAUAAAUAUGCGCGAUUACAAUGGAGAUGCUUGUGAUUUCGACAGCCGAAGUCAGAUCGUGGAAGACAUCAUUGAGAAGUUACGGAACGAAAAGACAAUGUUAAUAGGGAUAUGCGGAAUGGGAGGGAUUGGAAAGACCACUCUCGCUAAGCAAGCUCUCCAAAAGGUACAAGACUUCCAUAAGCCUUUAUUUACUAUUCAAGUUAUUACUACUGUCUCUAGUAGUCCCAAUUUCAAUACUAUCCAACAAGAAGUCGAAGAGAUGUUAGGGUUUUCCCUUAAGGACGUUGAUAGUCUUACAAUUAAUAAAAGCAAAAGUGUGGCAUUUUAUGGAGGAGUGAAGGACGAAAAAAAGUAUGACAUAUUCAACAUCAUUGGUAUUACGGAAGGCAGCUUUCCCGUAAGCGAAGAAACUUCCUCAUGUAGGAAGCAUCGAGCUUAUCAAAACCGUAGUCAUGGGCAUAAUUGGAUACCGAGCGCAGUAGAUGGUCAUUUCGAAGAAGGUAAUGAAGGAGUUAAACACGCUAAUGAGGAAAUUCAUCUAGGGCAGUAG
Messenger RNA from Impatiens glandulifera, 984 nucleotides. RefSeq names its product disease resistance protein At4g27190-like. Lineage: Eukaryota; Viridiplantae; Streptophyta; Magnoliopsida; Ericales; Balsaminaceae. Gene Ontology annotation, molecular function: ADP binding. The record is from RefSeq and is a predicted model, not a curated record. The transcript is spliced from 3 exons. The coding region runs from base 1 to 984 and encodes 327 amino acids.